UUAAAUCUUAAGACCAAGGAAUAUUAAGAGUUAAUAACAGUUAAUAACUGUUAAUAACACGCACAACUUUAGCAUGUAUGAAAUAAAGUUAUUUGGCAAUAAGUCGCCAAUAUUGUUUUCUGAAAUAACUCUGAAACAGAAAGCCAUCCUUAAAUCAAAACUCACAUAGGUAAUAAAAAUGUAAUAGGAGGGUAUUUCUUGCAAUUCCUGAACAAACUUAUUUAAAACCCCAAAACGUGAAACAAGAUAUUUACAAUAAACUGGGUUGACAGUUUGACAGUUUUAAGCUAACCGGAGCUUGUUAGCUUAGCCUUAAUAAAUUAUUGUACACGAUGUGUAGUUGCUACUAGCAUUAGCGUAACAUAUAUUUGAUAAAUUAUGGAAACAAACAGCCUCUCUGAAAAAAAUGUGUAUCCUAUAGAGCAAAAAAAUACGUUGCCUUUAUAAAUAUUAGCAUUAGCUUUAGCCAUUCCACCAAACCGGCAGUACAACAUGUCAAAAGCUAAAUGUUUAUUGGCUAAACAAAAAAGAACAGCCUUCCUAUUGGCUACAAUAUCUGUCAAAUGUCUAACACGUCAUACACCCGGAAUUGUUUCCUAUAGCAAAAGCAACAGUCCUCGUAAACAGAUGGCUGUUAUUCGCUAAAUGAGCAUAAUUUUCGAUAUAUUACGUUUUCUUACUUUUCUUCUUCUCUUCGUUUGUCGCCGAGUCGUCUGACGGAGGCGUCACAUGGGAAAUAAUACUUUAACCUGACAGUUGAAAUCUACAGUCCUGUUGAACCUGUCACCCACUCCUCCUCCUCACAAUCGGAUCAUUCAGGCAACAACAUGGCAAGCGUUGGCAGGCUCUCCACCAAGGAUGCAGUGCUCUUCCUGUGUGACAUGCAAGAGAAGUUCAGACCCAACAUCUUCCAGUUCACCAACAUUGUCAGCAAUGCGGCCAGAUUGCUCCAGGCCAGUCGUGUUCUGGGCAUCCCCUCCAUUUUGACAGAGCAGUACCCUAAAGGUUUGGGUCCCACAGUACCAGAGCUGGGAGCAGCAGGUCUGACAGCUCAUGCUAAAACUUCAUUCACCAUGAUGAUAGAGGAGGUGGAGAAGGAGCUGCAGGCCCUGGGGAACCCCAAACAGGCUAUACUGUGUGGAAUAGAGGCACACGCCUGUAUUGCAUGUACAACAUUUGACCUGCUUGAAAAGGGAAUGGAGGUUCAUAUUGUGGCUGAUGCCGUCUCAGCUAGAAGCCAGACAGACCGUUUGUUUGCUCUGUCCCGACUGAAGCAGAGCGGCGCUUACCUUACCACCACAGAGGCUGUUCUGCUGCAGCUGGUUCAAGACGCUAAACACCCCAACUUCAAGGAGAUCCAGAGGCUUUUGGCCCACCCGUCCCCUGACACUGGCCUCCUCGCCCUCUUCAGCGGUCUGUAGGGAGACCAUCAUGUGUCAUUCUGUUCGAUAGAUACUGUACAGAAUUUCACUGUUUCCAACAUACUGAUAAAGUGCUUUAAUAAAGUGAUGCCUCUACUUAAAA
Messenger RNA from Siniperca chuatsi (mandarin fish), 1524 nucleotides. RefSeq names its product isochorismatase domain containing 2 (gene isoc2). The record is from RefSeq and is a predicted model, not a curated record. The transcript has 7 exons. Lineage: Eukaryota; Metazoa; Chordata; Actinopteri; Centrarchiformes; Sinipercidae. Gene Ontology annotation, cellular component: cytoplasm. Bases 828 to 1421 code for a protein of 197 amino acids.